UUUGCUCAGUUGCUAAUUUUCUGCCCCGACGUUUGGUGUUUCUAAAAAUUUUCUGUAUAAAUCAUUUGAAACUUUCAUUGGAAUUGUAGAGAAAAUAAAUAAGUUUUAAGUGCAAGAGUUUUGCACAAAUCGAGUUAUAGUGACGUGACGACAACUAGCAUUUUGAAUUUAUACAUUCCAAUUUGAUAAUCGAAGUGAAGUGCGUACCUAGAAAACGGUAUAUAACACAAACGAAUUAAAAAAAGAAGAAACAGUUACAACAACCGAAUAACCUACAAACGUAGUCGCAGUGAUUACUAUCAGUGGCCGUAAGGCAGCCACUUUUCGAGUCAGGGCAGAGGCCCAAGCAGUACAACUACCAGCAAAAUGGAGCAACUAAUUCCAAUUGUUAAUAAGCUACAAGAUGCAUUCACGCAAUUGGGCGUGCAUAUGCAGCUUGAUUUGCCACAGAUCGCUGUCGUAGGCGGUCAAUCGGCCGGAAAGAGUUCGGUGUUGGAGAAUUUCGUUGGCAAAGAUUUUUUGCCACGUGGUUCUGGCAUUGUAACACGUCGACCAUUGAUCUUGCAGUUGAUUAACGGUGUUACCGAACAUGGUGAGUUUCUGCAUUGUAAGGGUAAGAAAUUCACCAGUUUCGAUGAGAUCCGCAAAGAGAUCGAGGAUGAAACGGAUCGUGUGACCGGCAGUAAUAAGGGCAUAUCCAAUAUACCAAUCAAUUUGCGUGUCUACUCACCACACGUACUCAAUUUGACACUCAUCGAUUUGCCUGGUCUAACCAAGGUGGCAAUCGGCGAUCAGCCCGUUGAUAUUGAACAACAAAUUAAAGGAAUGAUCUUUCAAUUUAUACGCAAGGAAACUUGCCUCAUUUUGGCUGUAACACCAGCCAAUACAGAUUUAGCCAAUUCGGAUGCAUUGAAGCUGGCCAAAGAGGUCGAUCCACAGGGUGUGCGCACAAUUGGUGUCAUCACCAAACUCGAUCUCAUGGACGAGGGUACAGAUGCGCGUGAUAUUUUAGAGAAUAAAUUAUUGCCACUGCGACGCGGUUAUAUUGGUGUGGUGAAUCGUUCACAGAAGGAUAUUGAGGGUCGCAAGGAUAUUCAUCAGGCAUUGGCGGCUGAACGCAAAUUCUUCCUUAGUCAUCCAUCAUAUCGACAUAUGGCCGAUCGUUUGGGCACACCAUAUCUACAGCGCGUGCUCAAUCAACAGUUGACCAAUCAUAUUCGUGAUACGCUUCCCGGUUUGCGUGAUAAAUUACAAAAGCAAAUGUUGACACUGGAAAAGGAUGUGGAGCAAUUUAAGCACUUCAGACCCGAUGACCCCAGCAUUAAGACGAAGGCGAUGUUACAAAUGAUCCAGCAGUUGCAGUCAGAUUUUGAGCGUACCAUUGAAGGUUCCGGUUCAGCUUUGGUCAAUACAAAUGAACUAUCUGGUGGUGCUAAAAUCAAUAGGAUUUUCCACGAACGUUUACGUUUCGAGAUUGUAAAAAUGGCUUGUGAUGAAAAGGAAUUACGACGCGAAAUCUCAUUCGCCAUUCGUAAUAUACAUGGUAUUCGUGUGGGCCUGUUCACACCCGACAUGGCCUUCGAGGCGAUUGUGAAGCGUCAAAUUGCACAACUAAAAGAGCCGGUCAUCAAGUGUGUCGAUCUAGUCGUACAGGAGUUGUCCGUUGUGGUGCGCAUGUGCACAGAUAAGAUGUCACGCUAUCCACGCUUGCGUGAGGAAACCGAACGCAUCAUCACCACACACAUACGCCAGCGUGAACAGUACUGUAAGGAACAAAUUCUGUUACUCAUCGAUUUCGAAUUGGCCUACAUGAAUACCAAUCAUGAGGAUUUCAUUGGCUUUGCAAAUGCUCAGAAUAAAUCUGAAAAUGCCAAUAAGACUGGCACACGCCAGUUGGGCAAUCAGGUUAUACGCAAAGGCUAUAUGGUCAUACAAAAUUUGGGCAUUAUGAAAGGCGGUUCGCGUCCCUAUUGGUUUGUACUGACAUCGGAGAGUAUUUCCUGGUACAAGGAUGAGGAUGAGAAGGAGAAGAAAUUUAUGUUGCCGUUGGAUGGUUUGAAAUUACGCGAUAUUGAACAGGGCUUCAUGUCAAUGUCAAGACGUGUCACAUUUGCUUUAUUCAGUCCAGAUGGACGUAAUGUUUAUAAGGAUUACAAACAACUUGAGCUGUCCUGUGAGACCGUUGAGGAUGUGGAAUCAUGGAAGGCUUCAUUCCUACGCGCCGGCGUAUAUCCCGAGAAGCAAGUGGCACAGGAGAAUGGCGAUGAGCAGGAAGGACAAGAGUCUGCUAGCGAGGAGAGCACAUCGGAUCCACAGUUGGAACGUCAAGUGGAGACCAUACGUAAUUUGGUUGACUCAUACAUGAAGAUUGUCACAAAGACCACACGCGAUAUGGUACCCAAAGCUAUAAUGAUGUUGAUUAUUAAUAAUUCAAAAGAUUUCAUUAACGGCGAACUGUUGGCGCAUUUGUAUGCCACAGGUGAUCAGGCACAAAUGAUGGAAGAGUCGGCGGAAUCAGCCACAAAACGUGAGGAGAUGUUACGCAUGUACCACGCCUGCAAGGAAGCGCUAAGAAUUAUUGGUGAUGUUUCCAUGGCCACAGUGUCCUCACCGCUACCACCACCUGUCAAAAAUGACUGGUUGCCCAGCGGUUUGGAUAAUCCACGUCUCUCACCACCAAGUCCUGGUGGUCCACGCAAACCUGCACCAACAUCACAGGGCUCUUUGGGUAGCGCCGGUGGACGCGGCCCACCACCACCACCCGCAUCAGGGCGCCCAGCACCAGCGAUUCCCAAUCGCCCAGGCGGCGGUGCACCACCAUUGCCAGGCGGUCGUCCUGGCGGCGCUCUGCCACCACCACUAUUACCUUCCCGUGUCACCGGAGCGGUCGGCGGUGCGAUUACCCAACAGAGUGGCGCAAACCGUUACAUACCGGCGAGUAUGCAGGGGCAGGUGAAUCAAGUCGUGGGCCAGGCAGCCGUGAAUGAACUUUCGAACGUUUUUGCGACACGCUUCAAUCGUCCUGUGCCGAAUGCACCACCCAAACUGCCGGAGCGACCUUCAUACUAUGGCAACACCACAAAUGGACGGCCAUACUAAGCAGGCAGCAAAAUGGCGGUUGUGCCAUUUUAAAGGUACUCGUAUUGCGAGUGGAUUCCACCGCUUUUGUUGGUGUUCGUAUACAACAAUACACAAGAAAUAGACUUAAAAUAUUUAACACAAGAAGGUAGUGAAAAGAAAAUAACGUUUAAAUUGAUAAGAUUGACAUACGCCUGAUUGAACUAAUUGAACUUAGUGUUUAACGAAAGAGAAAGCAAGCGAAAAAAACAACAAAAAAGAAAAAAAAAAGAAACGAAAUUUAAAACUAGCAGCAGCGUGUAGUUUUAGUUUGUAAGCGCGUGUUGUAUUUGUAAUUUGUGGCCGUAAUUACAGUGUGUGUGUUAACAAAAAAAAUGUGUUUAUUAGCUGACGUUAAUGAAAGAAAAUUAAAUUUUCGUUCCGCAAAACGCAUAAAAUUCAUUAUAAUAUUGUUUACAAACUGUAAAAUGUAUUCUUUACACCAGCAGUGGCGAAUAAAAUACGUAGAAAUUGAAAAAAAUAUAACUAACCUAACUCUCAAGCGACAAACUCAAACCCCACUCGAAACUAAUACAAAAUAAUUUAUGAAAAUUGAAUUUUUUUUAUGUAAAAAAUGCCAAAAGCACAUGUAAAUAAUAUUCAAAUUUAAUAGAAAACAAAAUUUGUAUGCCACAAUGCCGCAAUAUCAGCUAACACAGCCACUCCACCACACCACUUUUUGCAGCACACGCUUUUACAACAAAAUUUCUACAAAAAAAACACUAAAAUUUGUAAAUAAAUAAAAGAAUACACAAUACAUAAUUAAUUAUACACAGCUACGUACAAUUGUUAGCAAACAAAUCGUGAUGAUCAGCUGAAUUAAGUAUUUUUUUUUAAUUAAAAAUUAUAUUACGCCACUAUAAUUUUAUAAAAUGCUACAAUUAGUGUAGCAAAUUAAAGUAUAAAACUUUAGCGCAUUAAGUAUUGUAACCGUAACAGUAACAGUAACAGUCAAGCUAAGUUGUGUAUAUUUAAUAGACCGAAAAAUAUUAAAAACAUAAAAUAUUUAAUUAAAAGAAAUUAAUAAAUAAAAUUGUAAAAUCGAAA
This is a messenger RNA of Zeugodacus cucurbitae (melon fly), 4164 nucleotides long. RefSeq names its product dynamin (gene shi). NCBI's taxonomy places the organism in Eukaryota, Metazoa, Arthropoda, Insecta, Diptera, Tephritidae. Gene Ontology annotation, molecular function: GTPase activity; GTP binding; microtubule binding. Gene Ontology annotation, biological process: receptor-mediated endocytosis. Gene Ontology annotation, cellular component: synapse; cytoplasm; microtubule. Bases 367 to 3099 code for a protein of 910 amino acids. The record is from RefSeq and is a predicted model, not a curated record. The transcript is spliced from 17 exons.